This is a messenger RNA of Oryzias latipes (Japanese medaka), 7779 nucleotides long. It is a transcript of the gene grik4, whose product is annotated as glutamate receptor, ionotropic, kainate 4. Lineage: Eukaryota; Metazoa; Chordata; Actinopteri; Beloniformes; Adrianichthyidae. Gene Ontology annotation, cellular component: membrane. Gene Ontology annotation, biological process: monoatomic ion transport. The record is from RefSeq and is a predicted model, not a curated record. Gene Ontology annotation, molecular function: ligand-gated monoatomic ion channel activity; signaling receptor activity.
CGCACAUUCGACUGCCCCGCGUCUCUGCGGCGCACAGCUCAGCACCGACGCGUAAAGGAGGCUGUUCCUUUGGCUGCUCGGUGUGUUAGCCAGGCAGCCAGGCAGGGGCUGCUGGUUCAGAGCCAGAUCCCCCUGCUUCGCUCACACCUCAAUGCGCACCCCGCUAUAGGAGGGAUGCUGUCACCGGCGCACGACACGAACACCACCUCCAUCGUCAGAGGACUCGUCUGAUUCUGAAGCACUUGUGGUCAAGACUUCACUGGAGGAGGAGAUAAGGAGAAGGAAACAACUCUGUUUCGUGGGAAACCCACUGAUUUCUACUGGAGAUAAAGUGGAGUGGGAUUUUUUUUCUUCCAAACUAUCGGAUUUGGAUGUUUUCUAUUUAUUGGCGCUGCUAACCCCUGAAGAGGAGAGCGAUUCGAUCAUCCAAAGACCAGAUUGAGCUGGACCGCCGCUGAUCUUAUCCGCGUUUCAUCUGCCAUCCGUCCAGACUCUCGCUGGUGUUGGUGGGAGGUGCGGAUGAUCCACAGAACAGGGGAGGAGAAUUGACUUAUUUUGGCUUUCUUCAAUUGACGCUGUUUAUUUAUUUUCUGGGGACAUUAAUACACAUAAAGCUGUGCGUAAAGUAAAGGUGGAAAAUCAAGCAGACGAAGCUGAACAGAGUCACCAUCAGCAGCACCAUCAGAGCCAUCCUGUGUGUCCAUGUGUGCACACUCUUGUGAUAUCCUGCACAAUAUGUGCAUGUGAGAUGAGAAGAAGCUAAGUGGCUACAACAAUUUCUUGGAUCAUCAGCCUUUUGUGCUGCAGGAUGAAGAAGAGUCUCGCUCUGCUGUAAAUCAAAGGUGGCUGUGACAGGGGCACACCCGGGGCAGGACCCAUGAGGAGUCAUAGAAGAUGCUCACAGCCUGGGCGCUUCUGCUCUUCUUAGCCAUGUUGGUGAGAAGCACGUCUGGUGGCCCACUGUCCUUCAGAAUAGCUGCCAUCCUUGAUGAUCCUAUGGAGUGCAGCAGAGGCGAACGCUUGGCCAUCACUCUGGCCAAAGAAAACAUCAACAAGAGCAGUAACCGCUCUACCACUGGCAAGCUGGAGGUGGACAUCUUUGAACUGCUGAGAGACAGUGAAUAUGAGAUGGGUGAAACAAUGUGCCAGAUCAUGUCUAAAGGGGUGGUGGCAGUUCUUGGUCCGUCUGCCAGUCCAGCGUCCAACUCCAUCAUCAGCAAUAUAUGUGGAGAAAAGGAGGUCCCCUAUGUCAAAGUGGCCCCAGAGGAUAUUCUAAAGGUGCAGUUCCCCCGCUUCACCACUCUGGAUUUGAGACCGACGAACACUGACAUCAGCUUAGCCGUGGCCGGCCUUCUCACCUUCUUUAACAGCACCACCGCCUGCCUCAUCUGUGCCCAGGCAGAAUGCUUGUUGAACCUGGAGCAGCUCCUCAGGCAGUUCCUCAUUUCCAAGGAGACUCUGUCUGUGCGCAUGCUUGACGACAGCCAGGACCCAACGCCUCUGCUGAAAGAGAUUCGAGAUGACAAGACUGCCACAAUCAUAGUGGAUGCCAACGCCACCAUGUCUCAUAUCAUUUUAGAGCGGGCAUCAGAACUGGGAAUGCUGUCAGUCUACUACACUUACAUCUUCACCUCUCUGGAAUUCACUUUACUCCGACUGGACGAUGUGGCAGACCAACGAGUCAACAUUGUUGGCUUCUCCGUCUUCAACAAAACUCAUCCCUUUUUCCAGGAUUUUGUGCAAAGCCUCAAUCGCUCCUGGCAAGAGAACUGUGAUCAUGCACCCUUUGCUGGCACUCCGCUCUCAUCAGCGCUGCUCUUUGAUGCGGUGUAUGCAGUGGUGGCAGCGGUCCAAGAGUUGAACCGGAGCCAGAACGUUGGCGCCACUCAGCUCUCCUGCAAGUCCUCCAAGAUCUGGGAGCAUGGAACCAGCCUCAUGAAUUACCUGAGGAUGGUAGAGCUGGAAGGUCUGACAGGCCACAUUGAGUUCAACAGCAAAGGACAACGAUCUAACUACGCUUUGAGGAUUAUGCAGAACAGCAAGGAGGGCCUGAGGCAGAUUGGGUUGUGGCACUCUGAAGACGGACUGUCCAUGGAGAGAAUGCCUCUGUCUAUCAAUGUAACAGACACCCUCUUCAAUACUACUCUGACAGUCACAACAAUUUUGGAGAGUCCAUACGUCAUGUUGAAGCCAAACUACCAAGAAUUUGAGGGAAACGAUCGCUAUGAAGGCUUUUGCGUGGACAUGCUGGAGGAGCUUGCAGAACUUCUCAAGUUCAAGUAUCGCAUCCGGCUGGUUGGGGAUGGAUUGUACGGCGUUCCCGGAGCCAACGGAACAUGGACCGGCAUGGUCGGAGAGCUCAUUUCCCGGAAAGCUGACCUGGCAGUGGCAGGCCUGACCAUUACGGCCGAGCGUGAAAAGGUGAUCGACUUCUCCAAGCCUUUCAUGACGCUUGGUAUCAGCAUCAUGUAUCGCGUCCACCUGGGACGAAGGCCAGGUUACUUCUCCUUCCUCGAUCCCUUCUCCCCUGGCGUCUGGCUCUUCAUGCUUCUAGCCUACUUGGCUGUCAGCUGCGUCCUUUUUCUCGUUGCCAGACUGACACCGUAUGAGUGGUACAAUCCUCACCCGUGUCUGAAGGGCCAAUGCAACCUGCUGAUCAACCAGUACUCACUCGGCAACAGUUUCUGGUUCCCCGUUGGGGGAUUCAUGCAGCAAGGGUCCACCAUAGCUCCCAGAGCUCUCUCCACACGUUGUGUGAGCGGCGUAUGGUGGGCCUUCACGCUGAUCAUCAUCUCUUCAUACACCGCCAACCUGGCUGCCUUCCUAACGGUCCAGAGGAUGGAGGUGCCGAUAGAGUCGGUGGAUGAUCUGGCAGACCAGACAUCAAUAGAGUAUGGCACAAUGCACGGAGGAUCCACAAUGACUUUUUUUCAGAACUCCCGCUAUCAAACCUAUCAACGGAUGUGGAACUUCAUGCACUCAAAGCAGCCCAGUGUAUUUGUGAAGAGCACAGAGGAGGGGAUUGCUCGGGUCUUAAACUCCAACUACGCCUAUCUGUUGGAGAGCACCAUGAAUGAGUACUACCACCAGAGAAACUGCAACCUGACCCAGAUCGGAGGACUGCUGGACACCAAAGGCUAUGGCGUCGGCAUGCCACUGGGGUCUGUGUACCGUGAUGAGUUUGACCUCGCCAUCCUCAAACUGCAGGAAGAGAAUCGUUUGGAGAUCCUCAAGAGGAAAUGGUGGGAUGGUGGCAAGUGUCCAAAAGAGGAGGAUCAUCGAGCUAAAGGUCUGGGUAUGGAGAAUAUAGGCGGUAUCUUUGUGGUGCUGGUGUGUGGCCUGCUUGUAGCAAUCCUCAUGGCUGUGCUGGAGUUUGUCUGGAUGUUAAAGCAAACACCAGGAAAUGAGCAGUCAGUGUGUGACGAAAUGCUACGGGAGCUCCAGGGCAUCAUUCUGUGCCGCAACAGCCUCCAGGUGAGGCGCCGGCGGACGCCGUCGAUGCUGCGGCCAAAGCCUUUGCCCCUGGAAGAACGCCGCGCGCGGGCUGCGGCCGUCAGCCUCAGCAACGGGAAAAUCUGCGGUGGUACCGGACUGCCCGAGCACCUCUCUCACAGAUUCACACAGGAGGCCGCCCUGGUUGCUAGGGGUUGCACCCAUAUUCGGAUUUGUCCCGAGUGCCGUCGCUUCCAGGGACUGAGAAUGCGUCCUGCAGCCGGGGCUACGGGGAUCCUGCCGUCUCCCACGCACAGUGAGGAAAGCAUAGACUGGGACAAGGCCACAAAUAGCAGUGAACCUGAAUAACACACGGGAAAUGAUGCCAGACUGACCCUUCCAGCUGACACCCCUGUUGAUUGCAGGGAUCAAAGACAUUGUGGUAUUUUGAUUCAGCCAUUUGGAGCUUAUUGUUGAAGGGCAGGACAAUGCUCUGGGCUUUGCUUUGCCCUUGAGACAACAGUCCAGAGCCAGUUUUUGGAAUCUCCUUGGGUGAAUUUUUUUCCCUCACAGCAGAUGAGAAAUGGAUGAGUCUGUCUCAUGUAGUCCCUGUUGGCUCUUUGCACAGGAUGGACAAAGACAGCAACGGGGCAUUUGUACUAUGCAGUAUUUUCCGUCAGUUAUCAUCGUGCUGUUGCUUUUUUAUUUGGUAUUAAUAUUAUGACUUUCUGUUGGAAUAUUAGUAUUGUAUUGUAUGUUUUCUUUUCUUUUUUUAAUCUGUCAUUCUGCUGUACGAACAUGUAUUGCCUCGAAACAGCUGGAGGAAGAUGGACAAGCUACGACAAGGUCAUUCCUCAAAACCUUUUAUUUUGAAAGUGCCAAAAACCAUAAGUUUGACCUUGUGGCUGAGCCUUGAGAAGACAACAAAGUUAGAAAACAUACAGACUUCUUUUUGUAGUAAUGAUAUUCAAUUAAAACAUUUUUAACUGUUGAUAUCUCUGAAAGACAGCAUCGCAUGUCAGGAGGGGUUGGCAUUGAGUGAUGAUUUGCUGAAAGAAAGUGAUGGAAAAAAAUACCUGCAUACAGACCUCCAUUCAUUUUUUUCUUUUUUGUGUGUCGUUUGAUUACUUUUUCAUUAUUUAUUCUUUUUUACGCCACUCAAUGUACCAAAAACCCCUUUACUGGAACCCUCACUGUUCAAAAUGUACACCGGUGAAUACUUUUCAUGGCGCAUAUAAGCAGGGUGAUUUGGUUUUAUCAGUGGAUGAAUCAAACCCAGCAUUUAUGACAUUUAACCAAAAGCAUAAAGUUUCUAGUAAAGCAAAGAGGUUUUUUAUGUCUGCAGUUGACUGGGGUUCUUCUAAAUGUCAAGGCAGUUUUGCUUUUAUUGAUUGGGAAGUUUUACACACACCAUUUAAAGCAGCUUUUCAAUUGUGGUCUCCUUCUGUCAGGCUAUAACAUUUUCUUACUUUUAUUUAAAGGGAUAGAUAGGAAUGGAAAAACACUAAGAAAGCCCACUAAGUCCUGACAAAAAUUUGAUUUUUGGGGAAGAAUAAAUAUGUUUUUUUAAACCCUUCUGAUGAAAUCCACAUGUAAAAAUUCAAUAUCAUUUGAUUAGUUAGUCUCAGUUAUGAUGAUUUGGUAAGUUUUUGCCAACAUUGUUAGUUAAAAAAUAAAAAUAUUGACACAUAUUGAUAAAGGCACUUUUACUAUUUACCCACUGUCUCUAAUUUGAUUCACACAUUUUUAACAUGGAAUAACUAUUAUAAAGAAAGUAUUAUAAACAAAUCUUACAUUAUUUUAAUACAGCAAUUCAUUAUUUUUAUAAAAUGAAUAACAACAAAUGAGUUCUUCUAACCUUAAAGGUUUUAAAAUCAGCAAAAUGUUCCCCAUCAAGUGUUUUUGAGAUUUAGGGAAAGCAGCUAUUUUGAAAUCAGACUGGAAAAGCACUUCUACUGCCCCAAUGGAAUGAUAAUAAACUACAUGGCAGAAAACAUCCAAAGUUUUUUUUAAAAGCUUGGAUCAUGCUAAUGAAAUAGGGGUCUUAGAAAUCUAAUAUUAAACAAGUUGUUAUAAGGGUAAAAAAAUACUAAAAGAAAAGCUAAAAAAAAUGAAUCAUUUCUUUGUUUUUCCCUCUUGAAAUUGGACAAAUCAAAUUAUAUUGAAUUAUUUAAUCAGAUGAAUAAAGCCCUUUGUUCAAAAUACAUUGAUACCUCUAUUUAAAAAUAUAAUUAACCCAUUUUGGUUGUGUUUCCAGUAGAAAUUGUUGCCUCAGGAAAAAAAACCGCCAAAAACAAAGAUUGCUCAUCUUUUCUGAAGGGGCUGCGUGAAACCUGCUCAGAUUUAGGUCACAGCAACAAGAAUCAGAGGUUAUCCACCUGUCGGCUGUCAGUAAUCAUAGCAAAGCCACCUAAGCAGAUUGGAAAUCAAACCACAACAGCUCUUCAAAGGUCUGUUUUUUUGUCGUGAUUAUUUUUCUCCCACGAGUUGUCUUCUCCAAAUGUUUUUUUUCCACACAUUGAGCUUGCUUGAGCUUGUUUAUUGUUCCAUUCUUCAUAGAACCUCUUUAUUGUUUUCAUCCCCCAAGCAAAACUUUGCAAUGCUUUCAGAGAGGAAACCCAGAGAUUCACAAUAUUUUAGCACAUGUUCAGUUUCAAAAGAAUGACACAUUCUAGGUAAAUACUUUUAUUUUAAUAAUAAAUGAUUCAAAUGCCAAAUCAAGUGUAAAAAAAAUGCAAUAUCCACAUGUGAUCAUUGUAUUCUAAAUAGUUGCCAUCCGUAUUUUGAAUGUAACUUAAAAAAAAAUACUAUUCGUAAGAGUUUGAAGGGUCUCACUGGUCCUGAUGGGAACAUCUUAAGCUCUGAAAACACUUACAAGGCUGCUAAAUCAAGCGUGCUUCGACUGAGAUUGCCAAUUACCUUGACAGCACGGAGAGCAGAGAAGUAAAGAUUAAAACAAAUUCCACUGAGGCUCCGGGCGACUUUCUCUACCAAACAGUCCAACAAUAUCUGGCUGCUUUUUUCUAUAUGCUUUAUAUUUGUUGCUUACGUUUUCUUCCAUAAUAAUCUGUUUUUAAUUGAACUUCCCCCCUUUAUGUUUGCCUCUUCUCUUCUCUCCUUUAUGUAAACUUCCCAUCGGUCAUGCUGAAUCACCUCUUGUAGUUUAAGGGAACAUUUUUAUUUAUUUAUUUUUAAAUCCUAAAAUGUAUUUAUUCAAUCAGGAGAAAUGAUCACGAUUGACUGUCUUUGUUGAGACACGAAAGGGCAGCCAUGUAAGGGUUGCCGAGUAAACAUAGGAGGAACUGAGUGAAAUCCAGGAAUUUAAAGCAUCAACAUCCUGAUUUUAUUCCAUUUCCGAUCUGAAUGCUCAUGAAUCUUUCAAAAGCUUAGAAUUUGUGUUUGCAGGAAGUUUUGGCAAAGAAUGACGAGUUUUAAAGACCCAUAUUUAUGCACAAGUCUAAAUUCCGUUGCAGUUUGUUGUUCAUUGUGAUUUGUGGUGGAGUUUCCAGCCUCCUCAGGAUGCUGAUGGAUCACCUGCUUCUGAUUUACCGGUCAGUUAGACUGCACUUGGCCUCGUCUAGUGCUGGCUUUACCUUAACAUGGCAUUUCCUCAACAAGCACAUGCUUGAGUAUGAAAGUGACACACAGGCACUCGCCUCUACUUGUAUGUCAGUGUGUAAAGUUUGUCAUUCUGGUCAUCAUCUGGUGCUCCUCCAUAAAUUAAGAGCUUUUGCUGCUGUCCAAUGUCUUGCUGCUGUUGGAUUUAUGAAGCCAAUAAUAGGUACUAAGCACCUGGAGAGCUGCUUCAAGCUUACCAUGUGAAGAGUAACAGUUCUUCCUAAUAAUGGCUGACAGUACAUGCUCAUGUUUUCUGCUAAACCACAAAACCUUUCCUUUAGUUCCUACCUCUGUGCAUGUACCCCUGCUUUUAUUCUGAUAUGUUCUUUUAUGGCAGUAGCUGAACUUAUUCAACUCAUUUCCCCUGUCCUCUCCAUGUCAUUGUGAGAUCAUUGCUUUGUCCUUGCUCAAAGCAAAACUCGCAAGGACAAGAUCUUUCCCUCUACGGAUCCUUAGCACUAAUGAGCACCGGAUUAGAUGAUCGUCAACACAAACUAAAUUCAAUUCUGAUGAAUACAUCGGUAAGGAUCUUUAUUUUUGUAUUUGCAAACUUAUUUGUUCUUUAUGUGUUCUCAUAUGAGGGGGUUUUCAGGGUGUAUGUGAUGUCUACAAAAUAGGAUGCUGUCAAGGCCGUUGCAACCUUCUGCUCACUGACGGAUGCUGAAGAAUUUGACCAAAACGUCUUGACAUCGCCUGUCUUUCAGAGAAAUAAAAAUGGAACUUCAUUUA